AUGGCGAUGUUUCGGAAAAAUUGGAACGCCAAUGAUAGUUUUUUUGAUUAUACUCGAGGCCGGUUUGUCGUUGAUGAAGCUGAACAGAUGAAACAGCGGCAUGUUCGAUUUGAUAUGAACGAGCUGGCUCGAAUAGCGGCACAGUCUGUUGGUGCUAGGCAUUGUACGAACGUUGAGAAGUGCGCCGAUGGACUGUACAAUAAAGCAUUUGUAUUCACAAUGGAUGAUGGAAAACAAGUCAUCGGCAAAAUUCCCAAUCCCAACGCCGGAACGCCGCAUUUCACGACUGCUAGCGAGGUUGCUACUCUAGAUUUUAUGCGGACUGUUCUCCAAACUCCAACGCCGCAAGUUCAUGCGUGGAACUCCAGGCUUGAUGAUAGUAACACCGUCGGCGCCGAGUUUAUCGUCAUGGAAAAGAUUGAAGGAAUUCCCUUAGCGCAAUGCUGGAGGAGCUUGCAACAGAUUGACAAAUUGAAAGUCCUUAUCAAAGUGUUUGACUACCAAAGAGCGUGGUCAUCUAUCACAUUCACCAAGUUUGGAAGUCUCUACUUUGUAAAUGACGUGGAAAAUCCUCCCGCAAAAUAUCUCUACAUCGACAAAGAAGGAAAUGGUGUCCAAUGCCCGAAAUUUAUCGUUGGCCGGGCUUCAAACUAUGAGUGGUUUGAAAAUGGGCGUAACCGUAUCAACUGCGAUCAGGGCCCAUGGGAUACUGUAUUGGAAUAUAGGAAGGCCAUCGGUCGUCGAGAAGCACAGGCGACCAAGACACUAACUGACUUUCCCAGGCAAAUGCUAGCAUUGUAUGGACCAGCACCACUCUAUCAACCUCUUCCCGAGAAAAAACUUGCAGCAAUAGAGUCAUAUAUGAAAACUCUUGAAACCUUUCUUCCAAAAGACCCUGUCCUCCUGAAAGGUCACCUCUGGCACAAUGAUUUUCAUGAUGAGAACAUUUUUGUGAACCCAGAAAACCCCACCGAGAUCACUGGAAUCGUUGAUUGGCAAUCGGCUCACAUAGCUCCUCUGUUUGAUCAUGUUUUAGACCCUUUAUUUCUGGAUUAUCAGGGUCCGGAUAUUGGUGACAAUCUUGAUAAGCCUCAGCUACCAGACAACUUCAAGUCAAUGCAGGGAGAAGAGAAAAUAGCAGCGAGAAACCUUUUUCUGGAUAAAGGUUUAACGGUUGCAUGGCGCCGUUUAGUGAAAAAGAAAAAUCCAAGUCAUUAUAGUGGAAUUAUGUUCAGAAAUUCGGCUAUCGGAGUUUCACUUGAGGUUUCUCGUCGUAUCUUUGAAGCUGGGGAGGCAAAUUUUCGUGCACUUUUAUUGGAUAUCCGAAAUGAUUGGCAGAACCAGCAGUCUGGUGCCAGUGCGAAUUUGGUGCCGUUUCCACUUGACAUGUCAGAGAGUGAAGUUGCGGAAAUCGAAAAGGAUGCUGAAGCUGUAGAACGUGGCAUGGAAAUUAUGAUGAAUAUUCGGGGGCGGUUAGGGAGAUUAUGGCCGGAAAAAGGUGUUGUGGAACAUGACAAAUAUGAUCAGGUCAAGAUGAUUCUUCAAGAUAUUAAAAAGGAACUCAUCGAAGUCUACGCUGAGACCGCAGAGGACAAAGCCAUCUUUGAGAAGCACUGGCCUUUUUGGGACUAG
Messenger RNA from Ophidiomyces ophidiicola, 1632 nucleotides. RefSeq lists its product as uncharacterized. Gene Ontology annotation, cellular component: mitochondrion. Lineage: Eukaryota; Fungi; Ascomycota; Eurotiomycetes; Onygenales; Onygenaceae. The transcript has 4 exons. The coding region runs from base 1 to 1632 and encodes 543 amino acids. The record is from RefSeq and is a predicted model, not a curated record.